UUCAGUAUACCGGCGAGAGCUCACCUGGCCAGGCGAACACGCUGUGUCUGUUGCACGGUUUAUCAGUAACACGCUGACAGACGGCGGCGAAUCUGAAACAACGAGGCUGCUUAAGCAAAAUAUCGUUUUACUACGAGUCGACAAAUAGUUCUCGAUAAAACGAAUCAUUGCGUACGACGAAUCUCCGAUAGCGGAUAACAACGAUUUUCUGAAUGAUCGCGAAAGUGAAAUAAAUUGUGUGACUCUCGAGUGAAGUGACAUGUUACCAGUGAAAGUUUAGAAAGAACAAUUUAUUGCACAGUGUUUACCGAGACGUGGUUUCGUUUACAAAAGAAUCGGUCGGAACAAGACAUUGAAAAGUGCAAGUAUAAGAAGGGAAAUGGAAAAUUUGAUGCAAUUUGAGAGUAAAUAGAUAUCCGAGGAAGAAGGGACAUGACGCAGUAAAACCAAGGGGACGAUAGUUCUAUGAAAAUCGUUCCAAUAUCGGCGCACACUUCAAAUUCACCUCAAAAUCGAGUUAAUUUCCAUUCAUCGGGCGAAAAUAACCAUGUUAAUUACACGAAGCUUGCCAUCAAGAUGACCUCGACGAAACCAAUCAUCGCGUUUUCGUGGUUGUUGCGAUCCUACAAGAGACGCAGGUUUAAGUCAGAAUGGCUCGCUUUCGUGUUCGCCUGCCUUUUAGCGAGUUGUUCGGCCAGGAACAAUCCACCGCGUUUCCUGAUCGACGGCCAGACGGAAAUUGUCAUUAGGUUAAAGGAAGGUCCCGAUACGCCAGUUGGCAGUUUAAUUUACAGGCUUCGCGGCGUCGAUCCUGACGGUGACAGCCUGACUUUCGGCGUUAGAGAUCAACCUGGCAGUGGUGUGAUUCGGGUCGAGAAUUUUAGUCCAACCGAAGCCAAUAUUUACUUGAACAAAUUACUGGACAGAGAGGUAAGGGACGAGUACGCGUUAGUGUUGACACUGACAGAUGGAAGACUCGGUGAAGGAAAUUUCAUCACGCAAAGUUUACUGCUUCUGGUGGAAGAUGUUAAUGACAACGUGCCAAUCUUCCGUCCACAUCCUACUUCCUUGACGCUUCGUGAAGACUCCGGUCCGGGUAUUUUAACAACUGUCGAAGCCACCGAUGCGGAUUUAGGAGCACAUGGUCAGGUGGUUUACUACCUCCAAGAACUUGACGGUGAUAAUGACGUGUUCAGCGUUUCCACUGUCAAUGGAAAGGGUGUCAUCCGCCUUGUCGGCCGUCUGGAUUACGAAAAAAAAUAUCUAUACCAGUUGAGAAUUCUGGCAAUCGAUCGAGCAAUAAACGAAAAGGUAAACACGGGAACAACCGCGAUACUCGUCAAGGUUCAGGACGUCGAGGAUCAACCUCCAGAAUUCAUAACCAUAACACCUGUUGCCAGGAUCAGUGAAAAUGCAAGAAUAGGCACAUCCGUUCUUCAAGUUCGCGCAGUGGACGGUGACAAAGGAAUAAAUAAUAAAGUAACAUAUAGCAUCACGCAAGGUCCGAGGUAUCUAUUCGACAUAGACACGACUUCCGGUUUGGUGUUCACCAGGGCGCAACUCGAUCGUGAGGCAGAGGAAAAUGCCGAGGGCACUUUUAUCUUGGAGAUUACCGUGAGAGAAGUAUCGAAUAUUGUGCCUGCACCGUCUGUUUCGACCGAAGUCACUAUUAUUCUAACGGACGUGAACGAUGAGACUCCAAAGUUCAGAAGCGCGAGAUAUCGUGCCGAGAUAAACGAAAAUGCACCGCAUAAUACGCCGGUUAAUUUCAUCGGGGAUGCAAUUCCGGAAGUUUACGAUCAUGACUUGGGAACUAAUGGUACGUUUAAAAUGUUUAUUGACGGCGAUGACGGAAUAUUCGACGUGACUCCGUCGAGAGGAAUUAACGAAGCUCCAUUUCUUAUACGCGUCAAAAACUCCAGCAAACUAGAUUUUGAAAGUAGAUCAGAGGUAAAUUUCACAUUAAUCGCAAAGGAGGUGGUAACAGUGGCACCAAAGCAGAGUAAAGUGCCGGUAGUCGUUUUCAUAAAAGACCAGAACGAUAAUUAUCCAGAGUUCACGGAGGACAUGUAUGAGGUAUCGAUUCCGGAAAAUUGCGCCGUCGGCACUACGGUGGCAUGGGUUCAAGCCUUGGACGAAGAUAGCGGGAAUUUUGGAACACGAGGAAUUAGAUACACCAAUUUAGGAGGCAGUAUUGCGCAUGUGUUAUCGAUGGAUCCUCUAACAGGACUAAUCACGGUUAAAGAACCGGGGCCAAGCUUCGAUCGAGAACUAGUAUCUCGACAUUAUUUAACCGUUGAGGCAAGAGAUGACCUUGGCAAAGGUAAUCGCAAUACUGUCCAAUUGGUCGUCAAUGUGAAGGAUGUUAACGACAAUGCUCCUAUAUUUCUACAAAACAAAUACGAAGCAGUGCUUCUGGAGAACGAAGAUCAUUUCCAAUCGCCCUUAAUCGUCGAAGCGUUUGACAUCGAUUUGAAUGGUACGAAGAACAGCGAAGUGACGUAUGCCUUAGUAUCGGGAGAAUUUUCACGGAAUUUUAGUAUCGAUUCAAAGCGCGGCAUAAUUAUCCCCACGAUGCCCUUGGAUUAUGAAGCCUUGCCUAUUAGUCAAGGACACAAGGAAACAUCAGUACGUCCAUUGAGAUUGACGGUACGAGCUAGGGAUAUGGGUACUCCAAGUUUGAGCUCAGAUGCGCCAUUAAUUAUUUAUCUGAAAGACAUCAAUGACAAUCCACCUGCAUUUGAGAGAACGUUGUACAAGAAAAGCAUCCCUGAAGACCUGCCUGGAGGUACCAGUGUAGUACAGGUCAAAGCUUGGGAUAAGGAUUUAUCUUCACCUAACAAUAAAUUAGUUUAUCGAAUUCAAAGCGGCGCAGGUGAUAAAUUUGUGAUUAGUCCGGAAAAAGGUGUAAUUAGAGUUGCACCGGGUUCCAAUUUAGAUCCAGAUUUGACUUCACCGAAGACUACAAGAUACAGCUUGAACGUCAUAGCGAUCGAUAGUGGAACGGAAAUCCAAAGAACGGCCGAAGUUCUGGUCAAUAUCACUAUCGUAGACGUUAACAAUAAACCACCCGUCUUUAUCGACCCGGGUACGGUGACCAUUCGUGAAAAUACACAAGUUGGAGCGUACGUGCAUCGUGUUGUGGCUAAUGAUCCAGACAUAGCGCCGAUAUUACGUUAUCGUAUCGAUCCAAAUUCUUCGGAGGCAAGAAACGAGGAAGGAACGCUAAUUAAGAUCCAAGAAUAUGAUUAUUUGUCCGCUUUGGAAUUAAAUGCACUCGAUGGAUUGCUUCGUGUGGUUAAAUUGUUAGAUAGAGAAAGAGUGGAAACGAUAAGAUUGGGGUUAGUUGUUGAAGAUUUGGCUGCAAUCAGAGGAAUACAAACUGCAUCCGCUACGUUGAACAUAAUAAUCGAAGAUGAAAACGACAAUAACCCAAGAUUUCGCAGACCAUUUUAUAGACGAUCUGUAACAGAGAACAGUAAAAACGGCGUAAAUAUUGCGAGCAUUGUUGCCGAUGAUGCAGAUAAGAAUCGUAGUAUUACGUAUUCGUUAGAAAGUCCUAAAGAACUGGCAGAUUUAGUUCAUCUUGAUUCUGAAACAGGUGAAAUGGUCGUGGCGAAUAAAAUCGAUAGAGAACAAUAUUCCUGGCUUAAUCUAACUGUACGUGCCACUGACUCAGGAAUUCCACCUAGAUCGAGUUUAUCUGAGGUAUACGUUCAAGUACUGGACGAAAAUGACAAUAACCCGUACUUUGUAACUGAUAUCAGUAAUUUGACUGUGAUGGAAAACGCUAAGAUCGGUACAGAAGUAGCUACCAUUCAAGCUAGAGAUCCUGAUAGCGGAGAUUAUGGAAAAAUUACAUAUUUAUUAGAUAGAAUGUCAUCCCAGGGUACAUUUGCCAUUCAUCCUGAGUCUGGCGUCUUGACAGUAGCAGAUUCGAUUGACUGGGAGGAUAAACAAAAUUACGUUCUAGUUAUAGAGGCUUGGGAUAACUAUCAGUUCGGUUAUACAGCCGGGGAAUCGAGAAAUGCGUUUAAGCAGAUCAAGGUCACUGUAACAGAUGUCAACGACAAUCCACCAAAAAUGGACAUACCUGCAACAUGUGUUACCAUAUCAGAAUUCCAUGACGUGAAAGAUUUAGUUUUUACCAUUAAGGUGAAGGAUGCAGAUGAUCCAACAACUCCAAAUGGUCGUAUGAAAAUUAGAAUUCUUUCUGGAAAUGAAUUAGGUUUAUUCAUCCUAGAACAAGCAGAUUAUUGGACAGCAAAUAUAAAAGCGGCACAUUCACUUCGAGGAAAAUUCGGGAAUUAUUCGUUACAUCUGGAAGCCCGAGAUCUUGGUAGACCUUCCAAUAAAGACAUUUCUGUUUUAAAUAUUUGUGUGACGGAUUACAACGACAAUCCGCCAGUCUUUAUUAGUCCACAGCAUAAUACAACUAUUCGAGUAGCAGAGAAUGUGACAGUCGGGACAUCGAUCAUACAAAUUGAAGCCAAAGAUGCCGAUACUGGUCCAAAUGGCGACGUUCAUUAUCGUUUGAAGCAAGACUUGGCUGGUCAUUGGAGAACAUUUCACAUCGACGAUACCACCGGCAUUAUCUCACUAAAACUCCCGUUAGACAGAGAAACGCAGAAAUUGUACGAGAUCAGAGUAGAAGCAUACGAUCUAGGAACUCCAACUCCUCUCAGCACGGAUCUAGAUCUAAUUAUUUACGUGCGAAACAUCAACGAUUACGAGCCUCAAUUUUUGGUAGACAUAUUCAAGAUUGACUUCACAGAAGAGCAACCUCCUGGCUCUGAAACUGUACAAUUACCAGAAACUGUCGAUAGGGACGAAGUUGAUGAUCUUGACGAUCCUCCUACUCAAGUGUGUUAUUUUAUAAUCAGCGGCAAUGAUGAUGGACUCUUUAUCCUCGAUAUCUUUAGACACGAAUUGACUACUGCGAAAACGUUAGACAGAGAACAGCAAGAGGAACAUUUGUUAAUUGUGAAAGCGACAGAAGAUUGUAAUACUGUUCCAGCGAACGGAACCCUUUCCGAUGAAGCGGACGAUACUACAUUGAAGAUUGUUAUAAAUGUAAUGGACAUAAACGAUAAUCCACCCAAGUUUGUUAGUAAGAUAUUCACGGGUGGAGUUACUACAGAAGCUGAUUUUGGCACGCAAUUUAUGCAAGUCAAGGCGAUUGACUUGGAUGCAGGUGAUAAUGCUAUAGUUAAUUAUUACCAAGUUGGUAAAAUUCACAUGACUUUGACAGAAGGUUUGGACGAUAUUGAGCUGCAACCUUUUCUGGUUAAUAAACUCACCGGGGUAGUGAGUUUAAAUUUCGACCCUCAGAGAGGGAUGAAAGGAUAUUUUGAUUUUAUGGUGUUAGCCAAUGAUACCCAUGGUUUAGAAGAUACUGCAAGAAUAUUUAUUUAUUUACUAAGAGAAGAUCAGAGAGUCCGUUUCGUGCUGCGGCAACAUCCACCGGAAGUCCGCAACAGAAUAGAGACGUUUAGAGAGACACUGGGCAACGUGACUGGAGCGAUAGUUAAUAUUGAUGACUACAAAAUCCACGAGAAUCACGACGGUUCUGUCGAUCGAACAAAGACCGAUUUGUACAUGCACCUUGUAAAUCGUCGAGACAAUUCCAUUCUUGAAGUGUCGGAAGUCCUGGAAUUAGUCGACAGAAAUAUAGAGAAACUCGAUGGUCUGUUUAAGGAAUUCAAUGUUCUCGACACGCAACCGGCUCAAUAUCAACCGAUUGUUCAGUACGAGCAAGCAGGAACCACGUUUUGGCUUUUGACUUUGACCUUGUUCCUAGGAGCUCUGCUAAUUCUGUGCAUAGCCUUGUGCAUUUCGCAAAGAGCCUCGUUCCGCAGGCAAUUGAAAGCCGCAAAUGCAUCACCGUUUGGAACAUCAGAUGCAGAAUUUAUAAGAGGACCUGGUCGUGUACCGAAUACAAACAAGCAUAGUGUAGAAGGUUCUAAUCCUAUAUGGAUGCACGCUUACGAGAAUGAAUGGUUUAAAAGCGACGAAUCACUUAGUCACACGUCUGAGAGGGAUUCUCUCGAUGAAAAUGCAUUGAACAACGAAGAAAUAAUGAACGAAGCUAAUACAAACCAAAGAACCGAUGAUAAACCGUACUAUAUCGAGCCAAGAGCGUCUUCCAUUUCAAGCGCGGGAAGUGUGGCAAAUAUACCAAAUGACUUUCAUCGAAGUUCUCCAAUAUAUCGAACGCAAAACAAUAUCGUUAAUCCACUUGGUAAAAAGAUAGAAACGACGGAACUGUAAUUGAACAACGACGAUAAUACGAUGGAGAAAAAUUCUUAUUUGCGCGGUAGUAUUUAUAACUUCGUAAGAAGUGCAAUAGAAUAAUUCUUGUAAAUAGUCACACUUCGUAUCAGCGUUAGUAUAUAUUUAAUAUUUAUUUCAUAGUAUUUUUACAAAUUGACAGUGACAAAUAUUUUGUAUUAUCAAAUUCAUAUUUUCAUUAUUCGUAUUUUGUCUUGUAUCCAUAUUAAUAGUAAAUUACUAUUAUAGAUAUAAGCAAUUAUAGUUUGGAAGAAUCUCACUUCCAAGUUCGUGAGAAACUCUGGUUAAUAAGAAAAAGAAAUUUAACCAUGAUCUCUGCACGUCAGUAUGUUACAUACACUUGUACCAUUGUACACUUUAUAUUUCUGUUUGAUAAAUAAAUAAUUGAUUCA
Molecule: messenger RNA, 6683 nt
Organism: Bombus huntii
Lineage: Eukaryota; Metazoa; Arthropoda; Insecta; Hymenoptera; Apidae
Product: cadherin-23
Exons: 25
Coding region: 466-6270 (1934 amino acids)
Biological process (GO): homophilic cell-cell adhesion
Cellular component (GO): plasma membrane; cell-cell junction
Molecular function (GO): calcium ion binding
Source: RefSeq, a predicted model, not a curated record